UUUAGCUUGUUUGACAUGAGUUUUGUGUUUGUGCAAUAUAAUUUUUUGUUCAUUAAACGUUUUAAUUAAUUUAGGCAACACAUUAAGUUGUGUAUAUGAAUUAAUAAAGUUUUUUUUAUUUGUUCGUCUGGAAUCGCGUGUUGUGUUGUGUUGUGUCGUCUGUUGUUUGACAAUAACUGCAGCAGUUCCAGUGAGUGGAAGGCCAGCUAUGGAUAAGCGUUGUUAUGGUUGUGCUUCAAAGUUCACUCUCUUCAAAAAAGAGUUGGGCUGCAAAAACUGUGGACGCUCAUUUUGUUCAGGAUGUCUAUCGUUCAGUGCGUUGGUGCCCCGCUACGGUAACACUCAGCAAAAAGUCUGCAAGCAGUGCCAUGGCAAUCUAACAAGUGGUGAAAAACAGAAUGAUGCUGGAAGAUGGUCCCCGCCUGAAAACUAUAAAAAGCGCGUUGCUGCUCUUGAAGCCAAACAAAAUCAACCUGAUCAGCCUUCAAGACAUGCUAGUGGAAAGCAUAAUACACCAUCUCUCAUUUCAACUAAGGGUCUUAGUAAGGAGGACCAGGUGAUUGCACAAAGACUCCAGAAGCUGAAAGAGGAAACGAAACCAAAAUCCAUUCCAUCUGAGAAGGAGAUAGAGGCUCGUCUUGCUGCCCUGAAAGCUCCAGAUCAGCCAGUGCCUUCAGCUCGAGAUAUGGAAGACCGUUUAGCUGCUUUGCAAGGAAGACCAGCUCCUUCUCAGGCUUCUCCACCAGUUCACCAGCCUCCUGAGAGCAGGACUCAAACCGAACAGGCUAAUGACUUGAUCACGCAGAUGUCUGAGGAAGUUGCUAUUGACAGACAGCAGUGCCCUGACGAUGAUAACUCCGAUAAUGCAUUCACACCACUAAACGAUCUAAACAAGCAAGCAAGCGGGACAGUGGACGAGAAUUUGGAUGACGAGCAGGUGUUACUCAAGCAGAUGGAGGAAGAAAAGAGACGCUUGCUCGCUGAGGCCAUGGAGGAGCUGAAACGAGAGGAAAACUGCCAAGGGCAACUUCUUCAGAUAGCCAAAAGAAUGGCUGUGCUGCAAGGACGAGACCCAGACAAAGUCACAAUAACAGACUUCCAGCAACCUGACAGUGAUGAAGAGACUGAGGAGGAAGCAGUUGCAAGGAUUCUAAAGAAGAUGUCAGAAGAGACUACUUUAGAUGAAGCCAGUGGUUAUAACAUCCCUCUAGAGUACAGUGGCCCAGAAAAUAAAGAAAAGCCUAAUUUCAAUAAGAAAAAGAUUCCAUCGCAGUCAGCUAAAACAAAGCCCCCUGCAGUCUCUGUUAACUGGAGUGCCAGAUGUGAUGGUGAUGAUGAGGACGAGGAUGAAGAUGAGCUGCCCUGGUGCUGUAUCUGUAAUCAGGAUGCCACCAUUCGUUGCCACACAUGUGACCAGGACCUGUACUGCAAUCGCUGUUUUAGGGAAGGCCAUGAUGAAUUUGAUCGAAAUGAGCACCGUACAUCCAGUUACAAAGCCCCUAGGAAAAGCAAGAAGAAAACAUAAUCCAGUACAGAUCAUGAUGACAGUACAGAUCAACAAAAUCAUUAUAAUGGAAAUAUAAUUUAAUAUUAAAAUAAUCAUUUAAGUAUCUAGAUAUGUCCGUUAAAAUAAGCUAGGUACUUUUAAAAUACACUAGCCCUUGGCAGAAUUAAAUGUUUUCUGAAAUCUUGUAUACGUUGGAUGUUCAAGUCAAACCAAGACUGUGCAGAACACAGAUAAAUCUACUGAAAGUGAAAUCUACCUUUAUUUCUCCAUAUAUUCUCCUGCUACACUAAUGCACUUAACCCAGUGUUUCACUAGUGCCUGCAUACCAUCAAGGUAGAAAGGCUUCUCAGUAUGCCAGAGCCUUGAUCGAAAGUGCCUGCUUCGUGUCUGAAACGCCGGCCUUCCAGGAACUCCUUUAAUGGCUUAAAUUUGUGGAAAUGGUUUGAAGUGAUGUCAGGACUUAUUUAAAUCCUGGCGACUGGAACGCCCCUCACAGUUUUUAUCUACUAAUAUCAUCUGAUAUUCAUCAAGGAUUCAGUUUUUGUAGUUUUGAUUAAAAGAAUGUAGUUAAAAGUAACAUUUAUUAAAUAAUUCAUUCAUUCAUUUAUAUUCAGUACAUGCUUUCUCAUGCUUAGGGUUAACCUGGAUAAAAAACCUUUCCCAGAAAUACUGGGCACAAGGCAAGCACUGGGCCAUAAUUUCUGCACACACACACACACACACAUAUACACAUACACACUCAUUCAUCUUUAUAUGCGAUGUAGCACAGGCAGUCCAACUACUGGCCUGGAGUUCCGAGGCAGUACUGUACACUCUGCACCACAAUUCUGCACUAAAUAUGUUUAAUUUAUGCCUAUAUAUUAGUUCUUGAGUUAAAGACUUUCAUAACUGAGCACUGCAGUGUAUUCAGCAAAGUAUUAUUUAAAUAAAAUACAAUUGUAUGAAUACAAAGAAAGUCUUUCUUUUCUUCCAUUGGGAACAGUAAUGGUGAUUAGUAGGGAAGGAAAAGCCACAGUGAUACAUUGUGAUGUGGAUGUUCAAAAAUAAACUCUUUUAAAUUCCAAUACAGGAAGAUGAAUUGUCCCUAUAUUGAAAAAAAUAUUUUACAGAUCAAUGUAUUUCAAUUAAGGGCUGAAAUAAGUAAACUAUGUAAUUGCAGCAAAAUGUAAAUAAUGGCAGGUUUAUGGUAAACUCACAAAAUAGAAAUAUGUACGUUUGUUAACUUAAUUUAUUGAAGUGCCAUGGACAUUAAGUCAAUAUUUUAAAGCUACUUAGGGUUAAAAACCAUGGCCACAUGUUGUAAUUUCCCCUCAGAAAUAAGAGAACUGAGGGAAGUUUUUAAUUAUGUCUCAUAUGCUGAAUGUGUCGUUAAUAAAGCACUGUGACCAAGUC
This is a messenger RNA of Clarias gariepinus (North African catfish), 2899 nucleotides long. RefSeq names its product zinc finger, FYVE domain containing 19 (gene zfyve19). Bases 209 to 1525 code for a protein of 438 amino acids. Gene Ontology annotation, cellular component: cleavage furrow; centrosome; midbody. The record is from RefSeq and is a predicted model, not a curated record. NCBI's taxonomy places the organism in Eukaryota, Metazoa, Chordata, Actinopteri, Siluriformes, Clariidae. Gene Ontology annotation, biological process: mitotic cytokinesis checkpoint signaling; abscission. The transcript has 11 exons. Gene Ontology annotation, molecular function: phosphatidylinositol-3-phosphate binding; metal ion binding.